Messenger RNA from Zeugodacus cucurbitae (melon fly), 488 nucleotides. Its product is annotated as gametocyte-specific factor 1. The transcript has a single exon. The record is from RefSeq and is a predicted model, not a curated record. Lineage: Eukaryota; Metazoa; Arthropoda; Insecta; Diptera; Tephritidae. The coding region runs from base 146 to 397 and encodes 83 amino acids.
AGCUUGGCAACUCUUUAAGAGACAACAGCUGUCAGCUGACUCAAAUUGCAAACAGCGCAUCAGUUGCAAAAAUUUAUUUACAGUUGGAGAUUUUAGACAUCAAAACUAUAUUUUUUCUAAAUUAUUUGGAACUAUUCAAAGUAAAAUGGAUGAAGAAGAGUUUAUUUUGUGCCCUUAUAAUAAAUCGCAUCGAAUUAUUCGUUUCCGCAUGCCAGCCCAUAUGAUGAAGUGCCGCAAAAAUUAUCAUGGACCUCCUUUGGAUCAAUGCAUGUAUAAUGCAACACAUUUGGUACCUGUCGGAACAAUGGAAACACACUUGGAAAAAUGUCGUGACUACUUUCAUUUUCAUAAUUCCGAAUUUGAAAGAUUGGCGGAAAGCUGCAGACCACAAGCAUAAAUGACAAGUGUAGAUGUGACUACACAACUAAAUAAACCAAAAAUCAUUUUUUUUACCUUACAUUAAAUAAAAGAUAAAGUGAUAUAUCAGA